This is a messenger RNA of Poecilia latipinna (sailfin molly), 7160 nucleotides long. It is a transcript of the gene frem1b, whose product is annotated as Fras1 related extracellular matrix 1b. Gene Ontology annotation, biological process: cell communication; anatomical structure morphogenesis. Gene Ontology annotation, cellular component: membrane. Lineage: Eukaryota; Metazoa; Chordata; Actinopteri; Cyprinodontiformes; Poeciliidae. The transcript has 29 exons. The record is from RefSeq and is a predicted model, not a curated record. The coding region runs from base 604 to 6372 and encodes 1922 amino acids.
GCACCCAGCUCAGCUGGUGCCGUCUAUUCACUGGAGUCCACUCAUUUUCUCAACACUGAUUACUGAUUCUGGGAUGGGGUAUUUCCUGGAACUGAACUCUGGUUUCAGACAUUUUUAUUUCUUGUUCUGUUUUUUUUUCCUCUGGAGUCUGGAUAUUUCCUAGAGUCUAUAUUUUUAUUUCCUAUAUUUCCUGCAGUAGUUUUCUGGUCCAGUAUAUUUCCUGCAGUAGUUUUCUGGUUCAGCUGCCAGAUGAGGGCGUCUCUGUCUCAGUGCAGGUCAGGACUCGUCCCUCUGAGGGAUCCGAGUCAUUAGUUCGCCUCCCAGGCGGACGGAGAGAUGAGGCUGUGAAGCCCCGAACUUCCUGCCCCCCCUUCCUCUCUCUCUCUGCCACGGCUCUCCUUUCUCUGCCUCAGUGUGCUGAAACCAGAUGUGUGGAGGUCGCAGCGAGCCGUGGAGCUGCUGAAGAUCUGUGCUUCAUUCUGAAGAGACGGAGCUGAACAAUAGCAGCAGCUUCAGGCUGCAGAUAGACUCGCUGACGGUGGCGGCCAUGAAGCUCUGAAGUUCCUCAGCUAAACCGGUAAACAAGACGUUCAGGGACCCAUCAUGGCCUUCGUCGGAGCGGUUCUGGUUCUGUUGCUCCUCCUGGUUUCGGCUAGCAGCUCCCGCUUCAUGGUGAAAGUGAAUCCUGGUGUGCAGGUCCUCCGAGGUCGCUCGGUGUCCAUCACUGAGUCGGACUUGGAGAUCCAAGUGGAUCUGAGCUCCGACUGCAAGGUCGAGGUGGUACUGAACGAGCCAGUGACCCAAAGGGUGGGGAAGUUGACUCCACAGAUGUUUGACUGCAGUUUCCUGAAGGAUGAGGUCAGAUACAUUCACAAUGGCAGUCCUUUGCUGGAGGAGGACUCAGUGCUGCUCCGAGUAUAUCAGUUCACAGCUUCAUACAUGCAGGUGGAGACAGUGGUGCUCAGGGUCAAGGUGGUGGAUGGAGGGUCCAGUGUGGCGGAGUUGGGCGGCAGUCCUCUGGUGGUUCCUCGGUUCUUUGGAUUGUCCAACACCCUCAACAGCACCGUGCUGAACAUCAGGAACCAAGAGGACCUGGUCUGCACCGUCAGGCUGAUGACCGCAGAAACCAAGUUCCCAACAAUCGGCCGGCUGGUCAACCAGGACAACUCAGGUCUCCGGAGAGGCCGGCAGGUGGAGGAAGUCUGUCCUGGAAACAAACCGUGUCUCCACCACACCACUGAGGUCCAGUUCCUUAAAACCAGCUGCCAGAACUUCCUGAGCUCCGGACUGAGGUACCAACACCUCAGUCCUCCGUCCCCUGACACAGACUACAUCCCAAUCCGGGUGGAGCUGAGGGAGCAGGCAACUCGGAAGCUGCUGGAGUCACAGGCGCUGUGGCUGCCGGUUCUGAUCCAAGGCGCAGUGCAGAACCAGCCCCCCAAGCCUGGCUUCAUGGCCUCUUCCAUCCUGGAGGUGGACCAGUUCAUCCUCACCCCGCUCAGCACUGCCACGCUGGACGCCACUGACCCCGAGACGCCGCAGGACCGGCUGGUGUUUAACGUCACAGCGCCUCCUACAGAGGGGUACAUCACACACCUGGAGGACCACACCAGGCCGGUCGGGUCCUUCACCUGGUUGGACCUGCAUGACAUGAAGGUGGCCUACCAGCCCCCCAACAGCAGCCAGAGCCUCCGCCGGAGCCUGCAGGUGGAGUUCCAGGCUAUAGACGGGUUCUUUACGAGCAGCCCGUCCAUCCUGGUCCACCUGUCCAUCAGGAUGUCAGAAACAAACGCACCUAGAGUCUCCUGGAACAUGGGUCUGGACCUGCUGGAGGGUCAGUCCCGACCAAUCACCUGGGAGGAGCUGCAGGUCGUGGACAAGGACAACAUCAACGCCGUUCACCUGGUGGCUGUGGAUGGACCAGCGCACGGGCGCCUCAGCGUCAGAGGUGUGAAGGCCUUCAUGUUCCAGGUGCAGGACCUGAAGGAGGGCGUGGUUGUCUACCAUCACUCCGACAGUGACUCCACCCGUGACCACAUCAUCUUCCGCAUCAGCGACGGCCAUCACAGCAUCCGCCACAAGUUCCCCAUAAACAUCCUGCCAAAGGACGACUCCCCGCCCUUCCUCAUCAACAAUGUGGCGGUGGAGGUGCCGGAGGGCGGCGCCGUGCGGCUGCAAGAGUUUCUGCUGCUGGCCACCGACAUGGACUCCAGCGACGACCUCAUCCUGUACCAGAUGGUGAGCGCCCCUCGCGCAGGCCGGCUGGUCAGGAAGAGCUCCACCCUCCAGACAGGUGUCCCUGUGGACAGCUUCCUGCAAAGAGACCUGAUUCAGGGGCAGAUCUCCUACCAGCACUCGGGAGACGAGACCUUUGAGGACUCCUUUGACAUCUUGCUCUCCGACAGCCACCAGCCGCCCAAUCUGUCGCAGACAUACGUGAGUCUGACAGCCUCUGGGGUGUCCUCUCAGGUUUCCUGUCCUCUCAGGUUUCCUGUCAGGUUUCCUGUCCUCUCAGGUUUCCUGUCAGGUUUCCUGACCUCUCAGGUUUCCUGUCAGGUUUCCUGUCCUCUCAGGUUUCCUGUCAGGUUUCCUGACCUCUCAGGUUUCCUGUCAGGUUUCCUGUCCUCUCAGAGCCAUUUUCUUCCUAGAGCAGACCGAGUUGGAUCAGAACCAGAUCUUUGGGUUCUAGUGACUCCCCUCCAUCUUCUGCCCCUGCAGCACGCCGUCAACUACAGGAAGGUGGCCUUCAUGCCCCCAGUGGAGGACAUCGGCCCUGACCCGCUCUUUGUGCAGUUUGUGUUUUCCGUCAGUGACCCGCACGGCGGUACCGUCUCUGGCCUAGUCUUCAAUAUCACCGUGACCCCUGUGGACAACCUUCCACCUGAGGCCUUCACCAACCUGCUGCGAGUGGAGGAGGGCGGCGCAGCCUUUGUCACGGAGGAGCACCUCCUGGUCCAGGACCGGGACAGUCCUGAGGAGGAGUUGAGGGUGGAGGUGCAGAAGACGGCACGGCACGGCCGGUUGGAGCUGCAGGGCGGGGUUCUGCUGCAGGGAGGCUCGUUCAGACUCCCUGACCUGAGAGGACUGCAGCUCAGGUACAUCCAUGACGACUCAGAGACCAGACAAGACGAGGUGGGUCUGAAGGUGACGGACGGUCAGAACUCCAUGGACGUUGUGCUGCAAGUUCAGGUGCGACCGAUGAACGACGAGCCCCCCCAGCUGGGUGGGGGCCUGCAGACAUCCCUGAGCUGCGAGGAGGGGGGGCGGGUCCAGAUGACGGUGGACUUCCUGUCGGCCACGGACCGGGACAGCGACGACUCCAGGCUGGCCUACAUGCUGGCCCGGAGUCCUGGGCGUGGGGAGCUGCAGAGAGCCGGCGUAAAGACGGACAAGUUCUCCCAGCAGGACCUGCUGCAGGGACGCGUCUACUACGUCCACUCAGGUGCAGAGAUCGGACCCGGGCCGGUGUUCGACACAGUCACCCUCAUCAUCUCUGACGGAGAGGCCGGAGUGAUGGAUGACUGUUGCCAUGGAGACGCUCCACCCCCACCUGUCCCUCUGCACGGCACGCUUCCUGUUUUUGACCUGAACAUCACGGUUCUUCCUGUGAACAACAAGGUUCCUGAAGUCACUCUGGGUAAGUCCUUGCUGCUGGUGGAUGAAGGCUCCAGGGCCUGUCUGUGUGGGGGGGUUCUUGGGGCCUCAGACCCAGACAGCCCCCCCCAGGAGCUGACCUUUCACCUGGAGGCUCCGCCCCUUCACGGCUUCCUGGAGAACGUGCUGCCGAUGCCGGGCUCAGAGAAGAGCGGCGCAGGAAUACCCAUUGAAUCCUUCAGCCUGACCCACCUGACUUUGGGCUUCAUCAGGUACGUCCAAUCAGAGCACAGAGGGGUGGAGCCAACGGCGGACCAGAUGUCCAUCAGAGUGAGUGACGGCACAUUUAGCUCCGCCCCCGUCCCUUUCCACAUCAUCAUCCACCCGACCAAUGACGAGCCGCCUUCCCUGCUGCUCACCAACUUUACCGUGAAGGAGGGUGGGGUUAAGGAGCUGACUCCGCCCACUCUGGACGCCUGCGACCUGGACGUUCCAGCCGACCUCCUCACCUUCCAGGUGGAGCGCCCCCCGAGUCACGGCCGGCUGCUCCGCACUACGCAGGGUGGGGCGGGCGCCCAGGUCACGACCUUCACCCUUCAGGAGCUGCAUCAAGGCAUGACGGUGCUGUACGUUCACGACGACUCGGACACCCUGGAGGACGGCGUCCUGCUGCAGCUGAGCGACGGCGUCCACUCGGUGGGGGGGGGCGCCCGGGUCACGGUGCUGCCGGUCAACGACAACACACCACACCUGGUCAGGAACGCCGGACUGGACCUGGACUCUGGGGAGCGCAGAGUGAUCUCCGGUGCGGUUCUGGAAGCCGCUGAUCUGGACACACCUGCUCACCAGGUGUUCUACUUCAUCAACACGGCACCAAGAUUUGGAAAACUUCUGCUGAAGACAGAGUCCAGCUGGACGGACCUUGAAGCGGGUCAGAACUUCACUCAGGAACAGGUGGAGAUGAACCGGGUGUGGUACCAUCACAGAACCAGCAGCGUCGGGUUCAGAGGUCAUGACAGCUUCCGCUUCAUCUUGAGCGACGAGGACAACGAGUCUCCAGCUCAGAGCUUCCUGAUCUCCAUUCGCACGGUGGACCCAGGUGAGAUCGUCCUGCAGACCCGGCCCGUCCGUCUGCGGGAGGGGCAGCGGCUCGUCCUGACCACCGACGUCCUGCUGGCGCUGGACUCGGCGGGCCGACCCGAGGACUUGGUGUUCGCCGUGUCCGGCCCGCCCCGACACGGCCUGGUCCACGCCGUGCGCCGGCCCGGCCGCCCGCUGACCCGCUUCACCCAGCUGGACGUGGCGGCGCACCGAGUGUGCUACACUCACAGCAACGACCACGACUCGGACGUCGACUCGUUCAGCUUUGUCGUCACCAACGGCGCCUCGUCCCGCGCCGGCACGCUCCUCUUCACCAUUGAACGCAGCGACCGCAUCCCUCCAACCCUCAGCAUCAACGCCGGCCUUCGUCUGCAGGACGGCUCCGUCGCCACCGUGACCCCUGACCUUCUGUGGCUCUCCGACCCGGACACCGCUGCCUCCAACCUGACCUUUGUCGUCACGCUGCUGCCCAGGUACGGAAAGCUUCUGCUGAGGGGAGCGCCGCUCCCUUCCCCACCCAGGUUCCUCCAGACUGACAUCAACCAGCUGGACCUGGCUUACCGGCACGUGCCGGGCAGCCCGGCGCGACCGGACCGGUUCUACUUCCUGCCAAGCGACGGAACCAACAAAGGCUACCUGGAGUUUGGCCAGCUGAAGGAGGACCCUGCAGUGUUCAGCAUCCAGGUGGAACAGGUGGACCGGGCCGCUCCCAUUCUGGACUGCCUGGAGAGCCCCAGUACCGUGACGGACCUCGGGGCCGGCCGCUAUGGCAUCUUCAUCACCAGCAGACACCUGCGGGGCUCAGACCCAGACAGCCCAGCAGAACUCCUGGAGUUCUCCGUCAUCAUGCCGCCUCAGUUCGGAUCCUUGGAGAACGCAGCCACAGGGUCCGCCAUCAGCCAGCGUUUCACCCAGCGCGAUCUGGACCGGCGCUCCGUCCUCUACAUCGUCCCGGUUGAUGUGGAUGUGACGGCCGACGGGUUCUGGUUCAGACUCGUGGACCCGGCAGGAAAUGGAGCUCCACCUCACAGGCUGGAGCUGUUCUGGUCUCGGGUCCAGCUGUCAGCCAGCUGCUACAGAACUUGCGAGACUUCGAGAACUCUGCAGAUCCAGAUCCAACGUGGUGGGCGGAGCGCCGACCCGGCUUACGUUUCCAUCCAGGUGGAGGAAGGAUCGGCCAAAGCCGGCCGGGAUUUCACCCACAGCUCAGCCACUCUGAUCCAGUUCGACACAGGUGUGAACGUAAAAACCUGGAGCGUCUUCCCGUUGGACGACGGUCUGGAGGAGAACCACGAAACCUUCAGCGUCACUCUGAGGAACCCUCAGAACGCCGUCAUGGGUCAGAGAAACACCGCCGCCGUGGAGAUCCUCGACCCCCGCUCAGGACGCUGCAACCCAGAAGACCUAAAGGUACAGUUUCCUCCUCUUCCUCAGCCUGAGGAAGAGGAGGAUGAAGACCCAAUGACCGAUAUCGAGGCAGAGCUUCUUUGGGAGCAACAGCCCCACCCUCCCAGAGGAGACGUCCCGGACCAUCGGCCCUCCCUGGACGAGACGGAGCCGCAGGACCAGGCGCUACCUGGAGACACCCACAGCUCUGUAGGCCGCCGGCAGGGAGCACGCGCUGGGAGCGCUGGGAGCACUGGGAGCACUGGUAUACAGAAGGUGGGUGUUGCCUAAAACGUCUGAACUCAUCAGGACGUCCAGAUGUCCUUCAGUAGGACCAGGAUCUGCUGACUCCACAGUCAGGUGGUUUCAGAGACACGUCUGGUCUGAUCCAGAUGUUCGCUUCAGAAGACGCUGGUUCCGUCCUCCGGUUUCAAAUUUCAUGUCAACUUUAAACAUUUUUUAACUGAAAAGGCGACGAGCCGCAGGCUGAAUGACGGCCCUCGCACCCGGCCGACUUUCUGGGGGAAACCUUGCAGACAGUGUGUUUUAAAAAUCACCAUUCACAAUGAAAACAGACUAAACAUUACUUUAGGGAAGUAAUGUCCUUCUAAACCUCGAAUGAAAACGAAAUUAACCCCUAAUUAAUCCAUUUUCCAGUUAAGACCAAGAAGGUUGGCUUGAUGAGCACAAGAAUCUUUUGUUUUGUUGUUGAAACCAUUUCAUUUGAGUCAAACACUAAAUGUUGUUUAUUAGUUAGCUGGUAGCUGCAUUUAGCUUUCUGUUGUUAGCGUUAAGAACCCAGGAGAUUAAGGGUGUAUUUUCAGUUACUUUGUGGCAUGAAAUGAGGAAAAAUACUCACAAGAGAUCAGCUAAACCUUAGCGGACUAUCGGCGAUUCUAACACUCCCUGAAUAAGUUCACACAGUUUGAACUCUGUGGUUAGUUUGGCUACAGAACGCACUGCUCCGUUUGGAUGCCGAUGUAAGCACAAUUAAAACACACAAUGGCACUAAAAAUGAUCAUCCCAAGCUUUAGUUCAUAACCAGGUGUCGUACCUACUGUCCACCGUUCCAAUGGGGA